AUGCAUCUUUCUAAAGCUGUAAUCCUUGUUGCUUUUUUCUUUGCGUUUUCUCUUAGGGGAUUGCCAUUGGCAUAUGGUCAGCUCACUCCAACAUUUUACGAUGAAACAUGUCCGAAUGUGAGCAGCAUUAUCCGUGGAGUCAUUGCCGAGAAUUUGACAUCUGAUCCUCGAAUUGGAGCCAGCCUCAUCAGGCUCCACUUCCAUGACUGCUUUGUUAAUGGUUGUGACGGUUCGCUUUUGUUGGACAACUCCGAUACUAUAGAGAGCGAAAAGGAAGCUAAUGGAAACAACAACUCUGCAAGAGGUUUUGAUGUUGUUGAUAGAAUGAAGGCCUUGUUGGAGAGUGCUUGUCCUGCUACUGUUUCUUGUGCUGAUAUCCUCGCUAUUGCAGCUGAAGAAUCUGUUGUUUUGGCAGGAGGUCCAUCGUGGGCAGUUCCAGUAGGAAGAAGAGAUAGCACAACAGCAAGCCGAGAUGCAGCAAAUGCUUUCCUUCCAAGCCCUUUUGACACCCUUGAUACACUUAGAGAGCAUUUCACUAAUGUCAGCCUAAAUAACAGUACUGAUUUGGCAGCUCUAUCAGGUGCUCACACGUUUGGAAGGGCUCAAUGUAGCACAUUCGACUUCCGGUUAUUUGAUUUCAAUGGCACUGGUGCUCCUGAUCCAACAAUAGACCCAGAUUAUCUAGCAAUACUCCAGCAAUUAUGUCCUCAAGGUGGAAAUGGAUCUGUGCUUGCUGAUCUUGAUCCCACAACACCUAAUGGCUUUGACAAUAACUAUUACUCCAACCUGCAAUCUAACCGAGGCCUACUUCAGACUGAUCAAGAACUGUUUUCAACUCCUGGGGCUAAUGAUCUCAUUGAACUUGUUAACAACUUCACUGCUAAUCAAAGUUUUUUCUUUGAAACCUUCGUGGUGUCCAUGAUAAGAAUGGGGAAUCUCAGCCCUUUGACAGGGACCGAGGGAGAGAUCAGAUUGAACUGCCGUGUAGUCAAUGGAAACUUGACUCGGCCAUAUAGUUCGCUUAAACGUGUGCAAAGUGACGAAAUCCAAAUAGAUAGGCGCCAUAUUAUUCAAAGAAGACGGAUUGCCUUAAGGAAAUGA
Messenger RNA from Dovyalis caffra, 1101 nucleotides. The record is from the annotation of a GenBank genome assembly. Lineage: Eukaryota; Viridiplantae; Streptophyta; Magnoliopsida; Malpighiales; Salicaceae.